Molecule: messenger RNA, 744 nt
Organism: Aspergillus steynii IBT 23096
Lineage: Eukaryota; Fungi; Ascomycota; Eurotiomycetes; Eurotiales; Aspergillaceae
Product: GNAT family N-acetyltransferase
Exons: 2
Coding region: 1-744 (247 amino acids)
Molecular function (GO): protein-N-terminal-alanine acetyltransferase activity; protein N-terminal-serine acetyltransferase activity
Source: RefSeq, a predicted model, not a curated record
AUGGACAGCCAAAAUACCAAUUUCUGUUUCCCUAUGAAGGAUCUGGAAAACGAAGUUGUUAAAGUGAUUCCCUUCGAUGCUACCAAACAUGCCGCUGCCUUCUUCGAAGCGACACACCCUCACCCAGAACUAUGGCAGUACAUGAGCAUCGGGCCAUUUGCAACUGUGGCUGAAUUUAUCGAGACCUUUUUAAACCCAGUCCAAUCUUCUCCCGACCAAAUCUGCCUCGCCAUAAUCAACAAACAAGCGGCCCCAAGCCCACACCAUCCGGAUGGUCAACUCGCUGGUCUAGUCACCUGUACUGGCGCAUCUGUUGCUCACAGAACAGUGGAUCUGAACUACACGAUCAUAUUUCCUGCGUUCAGCCGGCAAGGCAUACCAACCAAUGCCAGUGGAUUACUGGUGCACUAUUUCCUCAGAAGCCCUGCUGAGGGAGGACUUGGCCUCUUAAGGGUCCAGUCGCGAGCCUCGGCGGGGAAUAUAGCGUCGAUAGUAGCGAUGUUGCGGUAUGGGUUUCGAAAAGAAGGGAUAAGUCGGUGGCACCGAGUUUUGCACCACGCUACUCAGAGAAUGAAAGUCGGGAAUGGGAGACUGGUGCCGGGGUAUGCCGAUCGAGACAGCGUGGCUCGAGAUACAGUGCAUCUUGCAUUUUGCUGGGAUGAUUGGCAGAAUGGGGGGAGGGAGAAAGCUGAGAGGGUCAUGGAAAGGGCUGCCAGAAGCUCACUGCUCAAAAGCAAGCUAUGA